Columba livia (rock pigeon) is the source of this 1171-nucleotide messenger RNA. RefSeq names its product serine rich and transmembrane domain containing 1 (gene SERTM1). Bases 613 to 936 code for a protein of 107 amino acids. The transcript is spliced from 4 exons. Gene Ontology annotation, cellular component: intracellular membrane-bounded organelle. NCBI's taxonomy places the organism in Eukaryota, Metazoa, Chordata, Aves, Columbiformes, Columbidae. The record is from RefSeq and is a predicted model, not a curated record.
CUCCCUCCGCGGCACCGCGGGACGGCGGCGGGAGCGGAGCGGCAACGGGAGCCGGGCGCGGUGAGCGGGGCUGGCCCCGGCGGCGGGCAGGAGGGAGCCGCGCUGCCGGUUACGCCUGAGUCGAAGCAUUCCGGCGGGAUCUGGCCGUUUCCCUUUGGAAGAGAGGUAUAGUCCCUAUGGCAGAGAUCCAUGCCUCUUUCCCCCCGGAGAGCUGUUCUGAAAGAAACAAAGGGAAGGGAAGCGUCUCUGCUACGAGCAGACAAAACUGAAGGGCAUAAGAUCGAGCGUUUUGUUACAUGAGGCAGAUUUGCCAGAGAAGAGGGGCUGUUCUCAGCAUGCAGUCCCUUUAGAUUCGUCUGUGAUAACCAACCACAUCCUGCGCAUUGGACAUUUGGCUUGCAUCCCUGUAUCUUCCUGCUUUUCUGAAGGAUACAAUCUUACAUUGUCCUGGGUUUGAUCAGUAAAGGAUAAAUUUGAUCACUGGCUGACUUGUCAUCUCUUCAUGGUGAUGGAAAAAUAGAAAAUAGUUGCCUAAAAUAAACCCUUGGUUAUGCUGCUAAAACUAUCUUUGAAUCCAAGAUCUGUUGUGGUUUUUAAAACACAAACCCAAAAAUGUCAGAACUCGACCCUUCAUCUGGAUUUGUAGGAAACAUGGAAAAUGGGACUUUUCUGGAGCUGUAUCCCACAUCCCUUUCAACUUCAGUGGAUUCAUCGCCUGGCCGUCUAUCCAACGUCUAUGUCUAUGUUUCUAUAUUCCUUAGUCUCUUAGCUUUUCUCCUUUUGCUAUUGAUCAUUGCACUUCAGAGGCUGAAAAACAUAAUUUCUUCCAGUUCCUCCUACCCAGAAUAUAACAGUGAUGCUGGAAGUUCUUUCACUAAUUUAGAGGUUUGUAGCAUUUCUUCCCAGCGCUCUGCUCUCUCCAACCUUUCUUCAUGAAACUAAAUGAAAGGGAAUGCACGGGGGAUGGAAGAGCUUUGUCUAGUUUCUUGGGGAGGUAGUGCAUGCAACAUUUGCCUUAGACUAUUAUGAAGAGGUGGCUUUUAAAGUUUCCUUUGUGUUUGUUUUUUGGUUUUGUUUUUGAUUUUUAACUUUCCUUUUCUAGUCUUCAUUUCCCCUUUUACUAAUGUUUGUUUUCAUUUUGUACAAUGGAUAAUGACACUCACUCAUCAUU